CAGGCCAGGUGACCAAUCAACUCCUAGGCCUAGGCUCAUUGUUGGAGGUGUAAGUAUUGCUAUGACUACUGAAACCUUGGUGACUGAAAACAAAGUAGAGCCUGUUCAGUCUCCUGAGACUACAUCAAGCAAGUCUGUAGACAUGUCUGUGGAAAAGAUGGUAAAAGUAGAAGUAUGCAGAGUUGGAAAAGGGGCUGGUUUGGAUGCGUUUCCCUGGAUGAGGUUUCCAGAUCAAUUUACCAGAAAUGGACAGAUGUAACAGAAGGGUAGUAGCAGGAGUGGGAGAUGUCUGGCACAUAGUAGGUGUUCAGAUAUUUGUUGCAUACUAACGACUGCAUGUUACCUUUGAUCCAUUCUGAAAGGAGUAGGACUUUCUCCCCACCUCCCCUAGGAAAUUGGCUACUCCCUGUCUCUAAAGGGAAAGGUCUAUGUGUCUCCCACUAUGAUAGGGUACUGAGUGAGGUACUGGAGAUCAAGGCAGAUCAACAGAACUCCGUUUUCUUGCAGAGUUUUCAAAGGGCCCCGGGACUUAAGAAGAUGGUGGACAGGUGGCGUAAUUCACACACUCACUGUCUGUGGCAGAUGACAUUAAGCCAGAGGAGAAACCCAUAUGCCAUCCUAAGGAUGCAGGACACUAUGGUGCAGGAGUUGGCACUGGCCAACAAGCAAUUACUGAUGGUCCGUCAAGCUGCCCUGCACCAGCUGUUUGAAAAGGAGCAUCAGCAGUACCAACAGGAACUAAAUCAGAUGGGCAAAGCUUUUUAUGUGGAGAGACUCUAAUGGCAUUUGAAACAUUGUCCUUCCAUUCUCACCAUACCUGCUAACCUAGAUUUCUUGAGCCCCACCACCUUCAGUUUCCUUCCCAAAACUCACCUGGAUCUAGUUAUGUGCCCAGGACUCAAGACAGUGCUCCAACUCUCACCUCUGGUGCCCCUGUCAACCCCCUGGUGCUAUAGGGGAAACAAUCUAUGAAACAAUGGUAAAAACAAGAGUGACGCCUUGUGGUCAGAAUGACAUAUGCAGUGUUGAUGUGAGUGGGGGGAGGGGAGGUAGAUAGAGGCACAAUGUGAGAAGCGAAUCCUGAUUU
Molecule: messenger RNA, 1087 nt
Organism: Lagenorhynchus albirostris (white-beaked dolphin)
Lineage: Eukaryota; Metazoa; Chordata; Mammalia; Artiodactyla; Delphinidae
Gene: CFAP141
Product: cilia and flagella associated protein 141
Exons: 3
Coding region: 337-780 (147 amino acids)
Source: RefSeq, a predicted model, not a curated record